AUGCACGGUUUCGCUCGUCAGGUUUGCACGCCCUGUGUCCGUCGAAGCCUCAUAGAAAACACCCCAAGACCAAGAGCAUUUCGAAAUCUGCAUGCUACGAGCGCAUACCAGUUACCUCGAAAACGAACUUUCUUCUCGUCAAACGCUGCAUUGCAACAAGAAAUCACAACUGGAAAAGGUGUAGCCAUCAAGGAUGCUCUGCCACCACAGAAGAAAAAGACCAUUCGGUCAACGGCUGGUAAAACAUCUUUGAGAAGGGUAGCUGCAGAGGCACAAAGAUCGAGAGAAACAGCUUCGCAGAGGAAGGAGUCGGCUGCGAGUACAGAUGGAAUCAAUAGUGUGACUGCUAUGUCAGUGUCGGAUCAAUUUGAUAUGGACGAGGUAGCUCGAAUAUUGCGGUCCCAUGGAUUUCCUAUCGAUCCCGACGGAACCGGCUUCGAUUCAGAAGAGGUAAUCCAUACACGAGGAGUGAAUGAUGGCGACAUAUUCGUGUUUCCAUCUGGCACAUUGGUAGCAUGGCGUUUGCCGGAAGACGUCGUUUCUGAUUUGGCCACCAAAACAUUACUACCCGCUGCGAAAAAUACACAUAUGGACCAGAUUGAGACUGAGAGCCUUGAAUACACGGAAGAUCUAAGUAAAGAACAUAGUAGCAUAAAGGGAGAUGUCAUUACACUUGGGACAAAGUCCGUUUUGCAGAGUGGAGAAACAUCAAGAGUUGAUAUAACUUUUGCAAAGAUUGCUUUCUCGUCGGGUCUAGCUCGCUCGACUAAACUUGCGGUGUUGGAGACAAUGCUUGAAAAGUACUUUGAAUCGACAAGAUCAAUCCCAACAUUGUUGUCAAAAGGGUCAAAACUGCCCUUUAACCGUUCGUUCAUGCUUCAGAAAACUGGAGAAUUAUUAGAGUUGCGCGCCCAACUCAAUCACUACUCUGAGUUGACCGACUCUCUCCCAGACCUCUUCUGGGAUAGUAGGCACGAGCUAGGUCUUGAGGCUUACUACGACCAAGUCGGCAAAGCUCUCGAUGUUGGAGUGCGUAUCAAAACGCUAAACGAGAAGAUGGACUACGCCCAGGAAAUUGCGAGUAUUCUUCGACAGACCUUGAGUGAAAAACACAGUAUCGACCUGGAGUGGAUCAUUAUCAUUUUGAUUGCAGUCGAGGUGGCAUUUGGCAUUCGACACAUCUGGAAAGAGAGCCAGGAAAGCUUAGCAAAGGAGAGUCAAACAUCAUGA
This is a messenger RNA of Glarea lozoyensis ATCC 20868, 1230 nucleotides long. RefSeq lists its product as uncharacterized. Gene Ontology annotation, biological process: positive regulation of mitochondrial translation. The transcript is spliced from 2 exons. Lineage: Eukaryota; Fungi; Ascomycota; Leotiomycetes; Helotiales; Helotiaceae. The coding region runs from base 1 to 1230 and encodes 409 amino acids. The record is from RefSeq and is a predicted model, not a curated record.